This is a messenger RNA of Triticum aestivum (bread wheat), 6900 nucleotides long. RefSeq names its product disease resistance protein RGA2. NCBI's taxonomy places the organism in Eukaryota, Viridiplantae, Streptophyta, Magnoliopsida, Poales, Poaceae. The record is from RefSeq and is a predicted model, not a curated record. The transcript has 6 exons. Gene Ontology annotation, molecular function: ADP binding. Bases 779 to 5821 code for a protein of 1680 amino acids.
ACGACGGCCUCGGCCCUCGGCGCCGCUGCCUUCUCGCCCUCAGAGUCAGAUGGAUACUCCUCCCUUCGCGCGCUUCCCCGCCGUUCCACCCGCCCGCCAUCGCGCCACUCAUGCCGCAAGCGCGCGCGGUGAGCCCACCUACCCCGGCGUGCGGAAGAACGCGCGUCUCACCGCAUCCCGCCCACGUUGGCGCCGCGCGGCCGUUCGGUGCGUCUGCGCCCUUGAUGUGUUCGGGGAAAUGCCACGCCGGAGAACCUGCGCCGGGUCUAUGCAGGAUCCACGCGCGGGUGCCCUUGCCGCAGGCAUCAACGUCGGCACUCGGCAGUCUCCACCCGAGCAUCUUCUCAAAUGAUUGACUGGCUCAUCGCGCCCACGGGGCUCCCCUGGCCCUGACGACCCAUGCUCAUUUCAGCUCCGAGCUGGUCGACCCACAGGUAAGGUAAAAAAUGCCGCUGGUGAUUUGGCAUCACAUGUUGCCUCCCUGGCGAAAUUCAACAACUGAAUGUGUCGUCUGGUUAAUUAUUGUUUCCUACUACGUUGGGAAUUUGGAAAAGUAUCCUACACAGCAUAGCACUUUGUACAUUCCUUGGAAUAGACGCCUCUGCUUUGUCUUAGAUUGGAGGAAUUUUUGUUUUCCCCUCCGACUACUGUGGGAGAUUUUACAUAGUUUCAGCGGCUCUACAUAUGCCAAAAUGUGUCGAUAGAUACAAGGUUGUACAUACGUAUCAGAAAUAAUCAAGCAUCUCAAGGAGGAUCUAGUUUAAGCCUGGCGAUAUAAAUGAUGCUUUGUGAUGUUUUGUCCUGUACUGCUUGUACCAUUUAUUCAAUAAAGUAUGCGUCGUACUAUGUCUUAGGUGGUUUGGUGGUCCAAUGCAUAUUCAAGCCUGAUAGGUCCAAUGCAUAUUCCUGCUUUUGCUCUUGCCGUUGUUGUGAUGCCUUAGGUGUGCCGGGAGAGAUGUCAGGGUUGCUUGGCACGGUUGUUGACGCAGCAAUAGGAUGGCUGGUGGAAAGCAUCCUUGGGAGCUUCUUCACUGGACAGAUGGAAGCAUGGACUCAUGAAAUCGGGCUUGCUGAAGAUGUGGAGAAGCUCAAAUUUGAGAUGAGGUACGUGGAGAUGGUUCUUGCUGCUGCCAGGGGAAGGAGGAUUGACAACAUGCCUCUGGCACAGUCACUGGCUGAUCUCAAAGAACUGCUUUAUGACUCAGAGGACGUGAUGGACGAGCUCGACUAUUACCGACUCCAGCAACGGAUCAAAAAAGGGAAAGGCUGUACUGCUCCUACUGGUACUAAUCCUGAUGGAAGCUAUGUGUCCUCAUCCACUCUAUCUUCUGUUGUUAAAUUAGUACUCAGCGCCACAAGCCAAAUAACUGAUUGGAUCUCACGCGGUAGAAAAAGGAAACGUGAAGAGGAAGGGCCAGCUCAUUGCAACAUACUGCCUUUUGUGAUUAAAGAUAACAUUUCUAAGAGGAUCAAUGUAAUAGUGAAUCUUCUACACAGUAAUGGCAAUUCUGUGCAGGGGGCUCUUCAGCUUGAGAUCUUGCGCCCCAUGGCAGCAUCAAGUAAGAGUCAGAAUAUUACCAGAAAUGCUCACAUGACAACUUCUCAUUCAAUUGAACAUCAGGUGUACGGGAGGGAUGCAGAAAGAGAUGAGAUAAUAGAUCUAUUGAUAAAGGGGGGAUCUGGUGAUCUGAAUGUUUUACCAGUGGUUGGCAUUGGUGGUAUUGGGAAGACGACGCUUGCUAGAUAUGUAUACCAUGAUGAAAGAAUUACAAAUCAUUUCGAUUUGAAAAUGUGGAUUUGUGUAUCCACAAACUUCAGUGAAAGGAGACUGACAAUUGAGAUCUUAGAGCAUGUCUGUAAAGAUAGACAAGAGUACGAAAAUGUAAGCAAUUUCAAUGUACUACAGGAGAUCCUUUUGAAGUACAUCAGAAAGAAAAUAUUUCUGCUCGUAUUGGAUGACAUGUGGGAAGACAAGGACAAGAUUGGAUGGAUUAAACUCUUGGCUCCAUUAAAAGGUAAUCAAGUAAGUGGUUGCAUGAUACUAGCAACAACUAGAAUGAAAUCAGUUGCAGAAAUGAUACAAACGAUGGAUGAAGUCAGAAUGAGUGGCCUCAAUGAAAAGGAAUUUUGGCUGUUAUUCAAGGCAUGUGCAUUUGGUAAUGAGAACUAUGAGGGUGAUCCUUAUUUGCAGUCUAUUGGCAAACAGAUUGCUAAAGCACUAAAGGGCUGCCCACUUGCUGCACAAAGUGUUGGUGCACUUUUGAACACAAGUGUUAGUCAUAAGCAUUGGAGGACAGUUCGGUUCAAAUGGAGAUCUCUUCAAGACGAUGCCAAUGAUAUUUUACCCGUCUUGAAGCUCAGUUAUGAUUAUCUACCAGUCCACCUUCAACACUGUUUCUCAUAUUGCUCUUUAUUUCCAGAGGACAAACAAUUUGAUGGGAAAGAAUUGGUCCAUGCUUGGAUAUCACAGAAUUUUGUGCGGUGUGAAGACACUACCAUGAAAUUGGAGGAAACAGGGCAGCGAUAUUUGGAUAGAUUAGUUGAUUUGUGCUUCUUCCAAAAGGUUGGCUCAAAGUAUGUUAUGCAUGAUCUAAUGCAUGAAUUGGCAGGGAAAGUUUCAUCAAAUGAGUGUGCAACUGUACAUGGAUUGAAACAUGAGGAAAUUCGAUCAAGUGUUCGCCAUUUGUCAAUCAUAACUACUGCUUUUGAUAAAGAUAAACCUGGCAGUUUUCCUAUUGAGAAGUUUGAUCAAAUACUUCAGAAGGUUGGACCUUCGCAAAAAUUGAGGACUUUGAUGUUGUUUGGGCGAAGCAGCAUAAAUUUAUUAGGGUCCUUACAUACUUUAUGCAAAAAGGCAAAAUGUUUGCGGAUCCUAAGAAUUUAUGUGACAGAGGCUGACGUUAGCUCUAUACAGAGUCUGUUAAAUCCAUACCAUCUUCGUUAUCUUGAAUAUAUUCAUGUUGACCUUACAGACAGAUUGUUAUAUAGAGUCUACAACAACACUGUCACUGUGUUUCCUCAAGCAUCGACAAGAUUUUAUCACCUUCAAGUAUUGAAUUUGGGUAUUUCAGGCAAUUUUGCUGUGCCUAAUGAUAUUUAUAAUCUUGUUAAUUUGCGCCAUCUUAUUUCUCAUGAGAAAGUGCAUCAGGCAAUAGCUUGUGUUGGCAACAUGACCUCUCUUCAGGAACUAAAUUUCAAGGUUCAAAAUGUCAGUAAUUUUGAGAUAAGAGAACUUCAGUCUCUGAAUGAGCUUGUGCUACUUGAAAUUUCUCAACUUGAAAACGUGAGGACUAAAGAAGAGGCCAGUGGGGCCAGGCUGUUAGACAAAGAGUAUCUAGAAACUUUGUCCUUGUCAUGGCAGGAUAACAGCACGAAUCUUCAACCAGACGUAGCAAAGGAUGUGCUUGAAGGUCUUCAACCACAUCAGGAUCUCAAAACUCUAGAAAUAACUGGAUACGGUGGUGCUACCUCCCCAACCUGGCUUUCUAAUACUUCCUUAGUUACCUUGCUGCAGAUACUUCAUCUAGAGAAGUGCAGGGAAUGGCAAAUGCUUCCAACUCCUGAAAUGCUUCCUUUCCUUAGGAAGCUGACAUUGAUCAGAAUGUUGAAUUUAACGGAAAUCUCAGUUUCUUCCUUGGAAGAGUUGAUCUUGAUUGAUAUGCCAAAACUGAAAAAAUGUAUCGGUUCUUAUGGAAUGGAAUUGACAUCCCGUCUAAGGGUUUUGAUGAUCAAGAACUGUCCUCAAUUGAAUGAGUGCACUCUUUUCCAGAGUUACUCUUCUUUCAACGCUGAGCAGAAAUCAUGGUUUCCAUCUCUUAGGAAACUCUCCAUCGGGCAGUGUCCUCAUAUAUUAAACAACUGGCCAAUCCUUCCACUAAGAGAAAUGGAGGUGCUCAAGGAGUUGGAGUUGAUGGACCUACAUGUUGUCAGAGUGUCAGUUCCUUCUCUGGAGAAGUUGGUGUUGACUAAAAUGACAAGCCUGGAAUUUUGCAGCAGUCUAACGUCCCAAGGAGAUCAAAUGGGAUUGCCGUCUAGUCUGCGUAGACUUACCAUCCAUGAUUGCCCUUGUUUGAUAGUGUCACACCCUCUUCUGCCUUCUGCUUUGAUUUCCGAGUUAUCCAUCAGGGGAUUUCAGGGACUUGCAAAAAUGAGUAUAGACCAUAGAUGGUUCACUAUCGAAGAUAAUGAGUCGAGUGUGCUAGAUGAUAGUAUCCUGGCAUUCAGUAACCUUGGGGGCAUAACAUUGUUUCAAAUAAGAAACUGUCCAAAUCUGGUCUCUCUUUCAAGUGAAGCUUUCAGCCACCUCAUCGCUUUACAGGUGUUAGUUAUAGACGACUGCCCUAAUCUGACUAUGUCAAACAUUAUGCCAGAGGUUGUCCUCUCAUCUCUCAAACGUGUCCACAUUGACAGAUGUGGCGUAACUGGGAGGUGGCUAUCUCAACUUCUUUCACAUUCACUGUCCCUUGAGGACUUAAAAUUAAGGGACUGCCCGCAUAUAAAGUUUCUAUCAAUUAGUCAGCCUACAGAAACGGAAGGAACCAGCAGUUUGGCUUCAGCAGUGAUGACCUCGGCCCAAGAUGAGCAUGAAUUGAAACUUCCAUAUAAUAUCCUAUGUUCUCUCAAGAUGCUAUGGAUUCAGCAAAGCUUAGAUCUGAAGUUCUUUGGGGGUAAUAGAGAUUCUACAAGAUUCACCUCUCUUAGGGAGCUAGUCCUUGAUGAUUGCCCCAAGCUGGUCUCAUCGUUGGUUGGUGAAACGAAAGAUGAUGGUACCAUGGAAGUUGGAUUACUCCCUCCAUCACUUGAAGACCUUACUAUCACUCCUCUCCCAAGAAACUUGCAGUCCUUCACUCCUCAAGGCCUUCUCCACCUCAAAAAGCUAAGUUUAUCAGAUAGCCCAUGUUUGAAGUCUGUAGAGCUGCAUUCUUGUACGGCUCUACAGGAGCUGCAAAUCUGGCGUUGUGGUAAGCUGGCUGUACUGGAGGGCUUGCAGUUCCUGACCUCCAUUCGAAGCUUGGAUAUCUGGUUGAAUCCCGAGCUGUCUUGUGCAUGGGAGCUCAAACUGCAGGAGCAAGAACAAGGUGGCAAUCAAAUUCAGCUGCUUCCUCCGUCACUUGAUAAACUUGAGAUUUGUGAUCUCACAGAUAGGGUCCAGUCCCGUCUCCUGACCUGCCUCCCCGCCAUCACCAAAUUAGCAAUACGGUAUAGCCCAAAAUUGACGUCUCUACAGCUGGGAUGCUGCACGGCACUGAAAGAGUUGGAAAUUGGAUACGCCAACUUGCUUGUUUCGAUCGAGGGCCUCCAGUUCUGUAGAAACCUGACAUCCUUGAAAGUAUUUAAUUCCUCUGGCCUAGCUUCCUGUUUGGAGCUUGUGUCGCAUCAGCAAGGGGCCUCUGAGAUCUGGUCUAGACUGGAAACUCUUCAGAUGGAUGACGCAUCUGUCCUUUCCAUGCCCUUAUGCAAACAGCUCACAUCUCUAACACACCUGGAGUUUCGUUCUCGGAGUGUUGAACAGAGAGAGAGCUUGGUGAACCUAACAGGGGAACAAGAGAGAGGGUUACAACUUCUAACCUCCCUCCAAGAACUUCGGUUUCAGGGUUUCCCGAAUCUCUUGUCACUUCCUGAAAACCUUCACAGCCUUACCUCCCUUGAGAGGUUAUCUAUAUAUCAUUGUCAGAGCAUCACAAGGCUGCCAGACAUGGGCCUCCCACCAUCGCUCAGGCACCUUGAGUUAUUUUAUUGCAGUGAGGAGCUAGGCAUGCACAGCAGAAUUGUAACAACGGAGAAGCUAAAGGUCAGGAUUGAUCAUCAGUAUGCGAAUUAAUCACCAGUGUUUACUUCUAAGACUGCAGCCACCCGAGGUGUUGACAUGUUGUACAUAUUUCUGCGCUCCUGUCACCAUCAUAUUUUGUGCAAGUUUCAUUCACCCAUUUGGCUUUCCACAAGCUACUCUAGCUGCAUGAUGGAUGGACCAAGGAAACCAUGUUGAAAGUGGCAACUAUUUUUGUUUAUCAGGGUCAUUAUGACCUUUCGCUUAUUCUUGUGCCUUCUAGUUGCUGGCUGGCUGUGAGCUAUGCCAUAUCAACUGGCCGUGAGUGCAAGCCUUACCAUGGGUUCCGUUAGUUCACCCCGUCCUUAUUCUGAUCAGCACAUAUCAACCAAUGCUGUUUUUUUUGCGGGGGAUAUCAAUAAAUGCUGUUAACUAGAAACAUGGUGUACGUUGGCACUUGGGCCAUGUCCAUGACAAACUGAAGAAUGUACAGCAAUUCCGUCGGUGAUGAUCUCCUACAAGCACUGGAGCCCAAAGUCAAGGCGCUCAUCUCAUGACCUCCUCUACUGCCUUCUUGCUUCUCAGCAGUGCAUUCGGUGAGUUUGGGUGACACUCAACCCGUGUUAUCGACCAAGGUUGGGUUGUCACUGAAUUUGAAGUUGCUGGAGAUGUUCUCGCCGAGCUCGGCGAAGAGGGUCUUCGCGCCGCUCAUGUAGUUUGAGGCACCCGUGUUGAGAUACUAGGCCUCGUAGAAACCAUUGGCUAAGAUGAUAGGAAAAGAAGCCGCCCUGUUUGUAUUCUACUGUAUAACGAGGCAACAAACAUUUCCAAAGCUGAAGUGCUACCAUUUGUGCAACAAACAUUUCCAAAGCUGAAGACCACACCCUAAUUAAAGAUGGAAAGUAGAAAUACAGUCGAAUCACGACGACACUCAGUAAUAGUUGAAUUUGUACUUUGCUAUGCGACCUUCUGUGCCGACAUUCCAUUCUCAGCAUUGCGUCUGAUUGGGCAUUGCUUGAGGGUAUGGCUUGCAAGUCGCAAGUGCAGGUGAUCUGCUCCCAUAACCUGUGCCUUGUAGAGAUAAAACUUCUAUAUGUGCUUUUUGGUAUAUUAUCUCCAUGCACACUUGGUCA